Danio rerio (zebrafish) is the source of this 7191-nucleotide messenger RNA. The record is from RefSeq and is a predicted model, not a curated record. Lineage: Eukaryota; Metazoa; Chordata; Actinopteri; Cypriniformes; Danionidae.
CAGUGUCACGUCAAAGCGCCCUGCCCUCCCGACGCUGUCUUACCAGUUUUCUAUCAUCUCCAGGGUUUGACUCCCUUCUGCCGUGUGCUGCUGCUGCUGGUUCUCAGGGACACAUUGAGAAACUGCUGCUAUACCGCUCGCUUUUAAUCGUGACGCUGGAUUUAUUUAUAUUAAUUGUUACCGGCGUCCGGUUGUUAUCAGAAGAUGACUCGUGCAGCUGUGCGCUUUCUCAGGCAAACCCCCGUCAUGAACGCGCACUGACCGCGCUCGCGCUCUCCGUUUCAUUCCGUGUAUCAGAAGCGGUCAACAUUAUUGACCAUGGAAAGCUGAGCCUCGUUCAUUCAUAGACAGAAAACAGUCAACCAAAGGUCAGCCAGAAAAACAAAGGGAUUUUAUUCACGCCACAUUUCGUGUGGUUUUCGACGAGGCCUCGGCCAUGGGUGGAGUCAAGAGUAAACCCAAAGAGCUGGGCCAGCGCUCGCGGAGUCUGGACGACGGCACCGGAGGACACCACCACCACACCCCCAACCCCACCUCCUUCACCCCUAACCGCAGUCCACCGGUGGAGGGGUCCCGGCGCGGCACACAGCCCAACAUCAUAAACGCGGAGCAGGCGCUCUUUGGGGGAGUGAACUCCACCACCAACAGCAUCACAUCUCCUAAUCGAAUCGGCAUAUUAGGCGGCGUGACCACAUUUGUGGCUCUGUAUGACUACGAGUCACGAACCGCCUCCGAUUUGUCAUUCAGGAAAGGAGAACGACUCCAGAUUGUCAAUAACACGAGAAAGUUGAACCCCAGGGAGGGUGACUGGUGGCUAGCGCGAUCACUGACGACAGGAGAGAGCGGAUACAUUCCCAGCAAUUACGUGGCACCGUCUGACUCCAUCCAGGCUGAAGAUCAUCUCAGAUUGACUCUGGAGAAAAGAUGGUACUUCGGAAAAAUCACACGCAGAGACUCUGAGCGACUGCUCUUGAAUCUGGAGAACAGACGAGGAACUUUCCUGGUCAGAGAGAGCGAGACCACCAAAGGUGCCUACUGUCUCUCCGUCCUGGAUUACGACAACGUGAAGGGCCUGAAUGUAAAACAUUAUAAGAUCCGCAAACUGGACAGCGGUGGAUUUUACAUCACGUCCCGCACACAGUUCAGCACAUUACAGCAGCUGGUCAACCACUACCGCCAGCACGCAGACGGCCUGUGCCACUCCCUGACUGACGUGUGUCCAGUGCUGAAGCCUCCGACUCAGGGUCUGGCACGUGAUGCCUGGGAGAUUCCUCGAGACUCGCUGAGACUGGAUGUCAAGCUGGGCCAGGGCUGCUUCGGGGAGGUCUGGAUGGGCACCUGGAACGGGACGACACGUGUGGCCAUCAAGACUCUGAAGCCUGGCACCAUGUCUCCCGAAGCGUUCCUGCAGGAGGCGCAAGUGAUGAAGAAGCUCCGGCAUGAGAAGCUGGUGCAGCUUUACGCCGUCGUCUCAGAGGAGCCCAUUUACAUAGUCACUGAGUACAUGGGUCAAGGAAGCCUGCUGGAUUUCCUGAAAGGUGACAUGGGGAAAAUGCUGCGUUUGCCUCAGCUCGUGGACAUGGCCUCUCAGAUCGCCUCAGGAAUGGCAUACGUGGAGAGAAUGAACUAUGUGCACAGGGACCUCAGGGCUGCCAACAUCCUGGUGGGCGAUAACCUGGUGUGUAAAGUGGCUGAUUUCGGCCUCGCUCGACUCAUUGAGGACAACGAAUACACCGCGAGACAAGGAGCAAAGUUUCCUAUUAAGUGGACUGCACCGGAGGCAGCUCUGUACGGACGCUUCACCAUCAAAUCUGACGUGUGGUCGUUUGGGAUUUUACUGACGGAGCUCACCACCAAAGGCAGGGUGCCUUAUCCAGGUAUGGUGAACCGCGAGGUGCUUGACCAGGUGGAGCGUGGCUACAGGAUGCCCUGCCCGGCCGAAUGCCCUGACUCCCUGCACGAGCUCAUGCUGACCUGCUGGCGCAAAGAGCCCGAAGAGCGGCCCACAUUCGAGUACCUGCAGGGUUUCCUGGAGGACUACUUCACCUCCACCGAACCACAAUACCAACCCGGAGAAAACCUCUAGGCCAAAGAGGAAAUACACGUGCUUUAACCCAAACAACACCAAUCAAUAUGGGGGGGAAAAAAAACGAGAGGGUAUCCAGCAGUAUUAGACUACAUGCUCUGUCAUUUUCAUGCAUGUCUAUUUUGUUUCUGCAUCUUUUCUCCAUCAGAUGCAUUGAUCUUCAGCUGCGUUUCUUGACCUCGUUGUACAAACUAAACCCUUUUAGCGGAUGCUCCAGAUCUGUCAUUCAUCCUCCUCCUCCUCUUCCCACAAUCCUUCUUCUGUCCUCUCCCUUCCCCCUCCUUCAAAGCAUCGGUUCAUCAUUCACGAACUCUACGACCCCGUUCAAGAGCUCUGAUGGAUGAGAUGUGAUGUUGGAUAAUGAACGGACAGGUCCCGUUUUAUGUCUUCCAAUAGAUAUCCAGGGUCUGCAUCUGAACGCUAUUAUGCCUUUUACUGUCAUUAUGAGUGUUUAUUUACCUUUUUAUCAACCUGGAUUAACUGGAACAAAAAGAUGAGUGGUCACGAAGAAAUUCGUUCAUACUGAAAAUUCUUCCUUUUGAUUGUGAACAAUGGGAAGACGUUCGUUUGACACGGUUAUCCUACUCUUCUAGUAAUCGAAACAACUACUGAUAUAAAUAUAUAUAAAUAAGCAUCGUUUGACUGUAUAGUCCUACUUUGUGUGCCAAUACAAAGGAGAAAAGAACAAAAAAAAAACAACAAAUAAAUUUUUGUACUGUUUUAUUAUGUAUAAAAUGUAUUUUUAUUAAUGUCAUUUUUUUGUACUGAAGACGACGAGCGGGAUUUGUAAUUAGGGGGUAGUUCAGUGAAAAAUUAAACAUCUGUCGUUUGCUAACCCUUAUGUUAUUCCAAACCCACGUGAAACACAAAAGGAGACGUUUAGCUGAAUGUUCAUGCUGCUCUAUACCACACACAACAGUUUUACAUGUAAUGCAUGGGGGAAAUGUACGCUAGAUGUCUAUUUUUGUAUUGUUCAGUGAAAAUAAUUGCAUCAACGUUUGGAAUGACAUAAGGGCGAGUGAAUCAUGGCACACUUUAAUUUUUUUAUACUGCAAAAAUGAGGUUUUGUUUUGUUAAUCACUAUUUUUUUUAAGUACAAACAACUAAACCUAUUUAAACUGAUAUGCAACUACUCGAGAAGCAAAUAAAUAUAUGAAAUGGUCUUGUUUUUAUUUUAAGUUUCUCAAAAUUAAAGGAACAAUCCAGUUUUUGGAGGGCUCAUUUUACUAUAGAGUUAAAGCAGAGUUUUGCCAUUUUUGAGCACGUUUAGCUUAGCUUAGCAUUAAUCAUUGAAUCGGAUUAGACCAUUAGCAUCUCAAAAAAAUCAAAAAAGAGUUGAGAUGAAUUAUGCAUUUAAAGCUUAACGAAAUUGUUGUAAAAGGUAAGCUGGCGGGUCUUGUUUUUUUUAAGUUUCUUAAAAUUAAAGAAAUAAUAGACUUUUUGGGGGGACAUAGACUCAUAUUACUACUCCUUUAGAGUUAAACGGUUGAGUUUUACCAUUUUUGAGCACAUUUAGCUUAGCUUAGCAUAAAUCAUUAAAUCAGAUUAGACCAUUAGCAUCUCAAAAAUAAAAUUUAAAAAAGAUUAAAUUGGGCAUUCAAAGCUUGAUAAAAUUGGUUUUCUUUUUGAGCGAGUCUUAUUUUUUUUUAAGAUUCUCAAAAUUAAUGAACAAUCCACUUUUUUGGUGGGGAAAUAGGCUCAUUUUACUACUCCUCUAGAGGUAAACAGUUGAGUUUUAGAUUUUUUGAGCAUGUUUUAGCUUAGCUUAGCGUAAAUCAUUGAAUCAGAUUAGACUAUUAGCAUCUAAAAAAUAAAAAGAGAUUAGAUUAAUUUUGUAUUUAAAGCAUAAUGAAAUUGUUGUAAAAGAUGAGUUUGGCUUUAAAUAGGUUUUCUUUUUGAGCAAGUCUUAUUUUAUUAAAAAAAUUCUCAAAAUUAAUAGAACAAUCCAUUUUUUAGGGAAAUAAGAUUAUUUUACAACUCCUCAAGAGGUAAACAGUUGAGUUUUACCAUUUUUGAGCACAUUUAGCUUAGCAUAAAUCAUUGAGUCAGAUUAGACCAUUAGUGUCUCAAAAAAAAAAAACAAUUGAUCAAUUUUGCAUUUAAAGCUUAACGAAAUUGUUGUAAAAGAUGAGCUGAGAUUUAAAUUUUUUUUUUUUUUUUGAGCAAUAUGCUAAUGGUCUAAUCCUAUUCAGUGAUUUAUGCUAAGCUAAGCUAAAAGUGCUCUUGCCAGACCCGGAGAUUGGCUGAAUUAAUUUAAAAACUCUAGUUGACUUUCCCAAAACAGUUUGAGUGUUCCGUUAAAUGAUUUAAUGCUUAAAACAAGAGACAACAUCUGCCAAAAAUUUUAAAAUUUAAUUUUUUUUUCUGGUUACACUGGCAGUAUGUAUAAUUUAGCAUAAACAACUAAUUUGGAUCAGGAUUUUUUUUGAAGAAGAAGAAGAACAAGACUAAAUCAUGUAAUUCUGCUUCUAAAGUAAACAUAUCUUGGUUUAAAUAAAUGUUUGAAGAUUUGUACUGGAAAAUGAGACAAUAACACUGAGUAUAAAAUAUUUUGUGUAUAGAUGAACUAUUGCUUUUCUCACUCAUGAAUAUUGUUCAAACGUUUUACCUGACUCCUCGAAGCGUCUUAAAUGCUUAAAGUUAGUAGGUUUUAUUUUGUUUAGUUUUUUUGAGACAAGUUCUGCCAAAUGCAGUUAAAAUUGCCAAUAUGUUUUAUGCAAAUUAGCCAUCAUUAUAUAAUCAGAUGAGAAGAGGGAGCUGAGUACUACUACUUUCACCAAUCAGAUCCACAGAAGGUCAAUAAUCUAGUCUGUGUAUGCUUUAGAAACCCGUAUUAGGUCAGCUACUCAACACUUAGUGAUGUUUGAGAUGCUGAAUGAAUAAUAUAAUCACUGCUGAGACAAUGUAGAAUGAUAUAGAUUGGAAUUCUAGGGAUGUUUGUACUGAAAUAAUGAUGGUUGCAUCGGAACUGAAAGUCCUGAUGAGUGUUUUAGAAAGGCAUGCAGCUGUAAUCGCGGUACUUUAGCCGGUAGAUGUGUGACACAUGUCCAUAUACUGUAAAUACUUGGUUACUGUAAAUAUUCUUUUUCAUAUUUAUUCAUGUUUCCUCAGUUGGUGAUCAGCAGAGCUUUGCUUGUUUUUCAUCGCAAACUAAAUUUCGCAACGCAGAUUGUUUUUAUAAAAGAAAGGAAACUGAAAUGUAAUGCAAUUGCUUUUUAAAGCUUCAUGGAGAAGCAGCCAAUCAGAACAAAUGACAAAUCUUUUAGUCCUCAUGUAUUUGUGUAUGUUAAAAAUACAAAUCUGUGGAAGACAAUGGGUUUCACACGAUCGAUUUGUGUUAGGACAACAUAAAGGAAUUAAGGCAGCUUACUAGUUUUUACAAAUGUAGGUUGAUUCAAUUUUAAACUAUUAAUGAUGUCAGGAAUCAGAUGUCAUUUAACCCAAAAUUCAACAUUUUUAAACUAAUAAAUGUCUCCAAAUUCUGAUAUAUGAUCACAGAAUUGCUGUAUUUUAACUCAUAAUUGCAAGAUAUAAACUUGUAAUUGUGGAAAAGUUGCAAUUGUGUGAUGUAAACUUGCCAUUCAAGCUUUUUUCCUUGACUGAGACUUUACAUCUCACAAUUAAUUUCCACAAUAGACUCAGAAUUACGAGAUAUAAACCUGCAUUCUUCAUGUACAUUUGAGUUUAUGAUCGAUUUAUAAUAGAAUCAAUUUAUCUUCUAGUUUGCACCGCACAAUUUUGUGGUUUUAUAUCUUACAGUUUUGAAGGAAAAAGUCAGAAUUACAAGAUAUAAAACCACAAAGUUGUGCGGUGCAAACUAGAAGAAACUUUUAAAUUGUGAGAUAUAAACUCACACUGUAAAAAACGCUGGGUUCCACACAAUGUCUUCAUGUUGUCCCAACAAAAUCGAAUAACAAAGUUAUCUUAAUAUUUUUUUUAAAAACUGAAGUGGAUUCAACACAAAACAAUUAAGUUGUCCCCCAAAAAACCUUAAGAACUCAUUUUAAAUGAGUAGUUUGAAGAAGCCACGGAAGUUAUUUUUUGAGGUCAAAAAUAAGAAAAAAAAAUAUCGUAAGACACAGAUUUAAAUAAAAUGUGUUGAAAACUAAAUACAAACUUGCAAUUCUGAGAAGAAAACAAUGUUAGACAAAAAGACACAAUUACAAAAUAAAAGUCACAACUGAUAAAAUCACGAACACUAAACUCAAAAUUCAUACAUUUUCUAGCUAAUUCUUUUAGUGAAAUUUGCCAGAUACACUCUAAAUAUAUACAUAUUUCACAGUUUUUGAGUCCAAACUGGAUGCAAAAAGUCAAAAUAAACUUUGUUUUUAUUCUUUGAUUGAAUAUUAAUAAUAAUAAAUCUUAGUUUUGGUUACAGUAACAUAAUCACCUGAAUGAAUCUUUCUGCAGACUCUCAUCACUCAAUAUUUAGCAUUAUUAUUUUUAAUUCUGCAAACUUGCAAUAAAUCUGCAGUUGAUUUGAACUGAAAAAAAAGUUGACUCAACUUAAAAUUGUGAGGCUACUUGCUGCACAGCUUUUCUUUGUGUUAGCUCUACUUUUAACCCAAGUAUCGAUCAAGAAUAGCUUUUUGAGUCAACUCAACUUUAAUAAAGCCUUGGGUUAAAAGUUGAGUCGACACACACACAAAAAAAAAACCUGUGCAGUUUUAAGUUAACAUUUUUUUAAAUGUACCACACUGCAAAUAAACUGCACUGUAUGCAUUUCUCAGAUCAUAAAUUGACUUACUGCAGGAGAUUUGAUGGUUGAUGGAUGACGGCAGGUUUAUGGUCCUUGAUGAAAUGAUGAAUCGUGUGUUUAAGAACUGGAAAAAGAAAAGUCAGCAGAAAUCAAAUCAGAUCUACAAGUAAACACAUUAUUAGUGCAUCCCCAUCUAAUGCGUUCAAACUAUGCAGUUGUUUUCUAUGAGCUUUGUGGAUAUUUUAACUGCAGUUGCUCACAAUUGAUUUCCAAUGUACAAUACUGCAAUGCCCCCUUUCAAACUAUUUGAAAUAACACUGAAAUUCAAUUUGUACUUUAAAAAUGUAUGACAUGGUGUUAUCUUUUUUUUUUUAAGUGCAAUAAACUUUGUUUCUAAAAGCUCAAA